AUGUCAGCUACCGUCUCUACUGCUCCUCCUACGGCCACCGCCCCGAUGUUCGCCGAGGUCCACGAGCCAACUACCUCAGUCCCCUUCGAUAACAGAGUUUCAUGGACCAUCCGUUUCGUGGACUAUAUCACUCUAGCCUUCUACAAAUACCGCAUACUGUGGGCGAUUCUCAUGGCCAUGGUGGCUAUCGCUUUCUCUUACAUCACCAGUGGGGAUGCCCUUGGAUGGCUUCAACACAACAGUGUUGUUGCUCUGGUAUUCGCCAGUUUUGUGUUCCUUGUCCAACGCAACCUCUUUUCCCAACGUGACGUCUACUGCAUGGACCACUGCGAGUUCAUGCCGCCCGACUCCUGGAAGGUCUCUCGUGAACAGAUCAUCAAAAUCUUCUCCACUGAUAAGAACUUCACACCAGACAGUCUCAACUUCAUGCGCAAACUUCUGGUCAAUUCUGGCACCAGCGACCAUACCGCUUUCCCUCCCAACAUGAUCAAAUCACUCGAGGAUGGCCAGAGGUGGAGUUCUACCUUAGCCGACUCUCGUUUCGAGGGGGAAACCACUAUGAGUGGUGCCCUUCAAGGCCUCAUGAACAAAACAGGCAUUACAGCUAAGGACAUUGACAUUCUAAUCGUAAAUUGCUCUAUGGUUUCCCCAACGCCUUCUCUCUGUGCCAUGCUUGUUCACAAGUUUGGUAUGCGCAGUGACGUUCUGACGUAUAAUCUAUCAGGUAUGGGUUGCAGCGCUAAUGGCAUAUCCAUCGACCUGGCCCAACGUCUACUACAAAACAGGAAGAAUCUCAAGUGUGUUGUUGUGUCUACUGAGAUCACAGCUGAGCAAGUGUAUAACGGCAACGAGAGGGGCUUCCUCGUCCAAAACACACUCUUCCGUUGUGGUGCCACUGCCAUACUUCUCACCAACAAGCCCGAUACUCGCGCCAAAUAUAAGCUACUUAACGUAGUGCGCGCUCAACAGUCCAGAACUGAGAAGGACUACGGGUGUGUGUGGGAGGAUCAGGACGAGGAGGGCCAUAGGGGAGUCUUCCUUGCCAAGAACAUUGUUGAUGUUGCUAGCAAAACCAUCGCUGUCAACUUCAGACGGAUGGGACCACAUAUAUUGCCUAUUACUGAGCUCAUCAAAGUGGUUUUCAAUAAGAAGUAUAUUCCCGAUUUCAAGAAGGGUAUUAACCAUUUCUGCAUCCACGCUGGUGGUCGCGGUGUGUUGGAUGGUAUUCAGAAGAGCCUCAACCUUAGCGAUCGGGAUAUCCUUCCUUCCCGUUUGGACCUCUAUCACAUGGGAAACACCAGCAGCAGCUCUAUCUGGUAUGAGCUGGGCUUUAUCGAGAGAUCUGGAAACCUCCAGGCUGGCCAUAGAAUUCUGCAAGUGGCAUUCGGAAGUGGUUUCAAGUGUAACUCGAUGACUUGGUUGUGUCUUCGUACUGAAUAAAGUCUGUGUCCCUUGUAUUUUCCUGAGAUGCUUUUCACGUCAUUCUGUGUCCUCUCUGAUUCGAUGCAUUCUAUACUACUAUGUGUUAUGUAUCCUUGAACGAGACCGUUCCUUCUCACAUACACUA
This is a messenger RNA of Perkinsus marinus ATCC 50983, 1567 nucleotides long. Its product is annotated as 2-pyrone synthase, putative. Gene Ontology annotation, molecular function: acyltransferase activity, transferring groups other than amino-acyl groups. Gene Ontology annotation, cellular component: membrane. Lineage: Eukaryota; Perkinsozoa; Perkinsida; Perkinsidae. The transcript is spliced from 6 exons. Bases 1 to 1440 code for a protein of 479 amino acids. Gene Ontology annotation, biological process: fatty acid biosynthetic process. The record is from RefSeq and is a predicted model, not a curated record.